GUUUCACAAAAUUGCUCGAAAAUUCAAAUACCUACCUCAGAUGGGGAAUCUUAGUAAUCUUCUACUUCUGCUGAUUUUGAUAUCGACUCCGUUGGACUGUCACUCAUGGGGUUGGUUCUCCUCGUCCGACGAGACCUACUCGAGCGAAAACCCUUCUGGUACGAAGGACGCUUCCGGUGGUUCAGUUGGUAAAUUCUCCAUGGAUGGUCUUGAUGACCAGAAGGGAAUCCGGCUUGUCGAAAAUGCUAAGAAGAAACUGGUAGGUUCAGACUCUUGUUGGCAAAAUGCUUACCGACAUCUCUUUGCUGGGUGCUCGGAGAUUUUCGCUGUUGAAGACAAGCGGUCAAGAUUUGCUUGGCAUCUCAGUGAUUGCUUUCAGAAGGAUUCCGGCAGGCCUCCUUUUCCUUCGUGUGACUCGAAAUCUGCCAUGCAUAAAUGCCUCAAGAGUUUGAAUGACAAUGAGCACAAGGUCUAUUUGGAAUUCUACCUUGAAACCAACUCCAUCUGCCAUCAGUUACAGGCUCGAGUAUUUAAGCAUGAAACAGAGAGAUUAGUGAAUGAACUUAAGAACUCAGCACAAUAUGCAGAGAGCAAGUUGGAAACAAUUGAAGAGAAAGCAGAAUACCUGCUGCAGGGCUCAAAUCAUAUAAACGACUCUUUGAAUUCAAUUGAUCUUCGGACGCAGCAAGUGGCGGAGACUGCAAAAAAUGUAGGAGAUCAUAUAGGCAUAGUGUUGAAGCAUUCCGCAGCAGUUUACGAGCAAUCCAAGAAAAUCGAAGCUUCUCAGUCAGAGCUACAAGAAGGUCAAGUAGAAAUGAAGAGAAAUUUAAACGAAGGGAUGGCAGUGCUGCAAGAUUCAUACAGCCAAUUGGGUAUAGAAAUCGAUAACUUGAGAGAUGAAGCUGUAGAAAUCGAAAAGGAGAUCAUUAAAGUUGGAGGUGAAAUGUCAUCUCGGAUGGAAAAUCUGCAAUCCAAAGCUGACGAUAUCGGGAAUAUGGCUGGGCUCUCUUUGGAUAAGCAGCAUCAGCUUCUAGAUGGACAGACAACCGCUCUCAAGGAUCUUCAGUUUUUAACCAAAUUUCAAUCUGAAGCGUUAGAAGAGAGCAGGAGUACACUUCAACGAUUAGCGGAAUAUGGCCAUAGACAACAAGAAGAGCUUCUUCAUAAGCAACAACAACUUCAGCGGGUUCACGAUCAUUUGAUGGAAAAUUCUAAGUCUAUCCUGGCAGCUCAGGAAUCUUUCGAAUCAAAGCAAGCCAGCAUGUUCGUUGCAUUAGAUAAACUCUUUGCUUUGCACAAUGCUAUGUUGCUUGAGUCACGCAUAAUCAAAGCUUUCUUUAUUUACUCUAUAUCAAUCUUUGUUAUCUACAUGUUCACAAGCACAAAGCAAACAUACACAGUGAGACCAUGGCUAUAUAUUGGGCUGUGUACUACAUUCUUGAUAGAAGUAGCGAUAAUUCGCUUCACAGUGAGUGACAUUGAACACCAAACAUGGAAAAUAAACCUUUUCCGGUCAAUCUUUGCAGUCAUUGCUUUAGUUCAGCUAAUAUAUGCAAUUUUCACAUACAGGGACUAUGAAGUGUUGAACCAUCAGUUGUUACAUACAUUGAUUGAGAAGGUUAAUGGCAUGCAACGGAACCAGAAGUUGUCAUGGGAAGCAGAUAGUGAUUUAAACUGGUCCUCGUGGAUUGACACUAACUUACCUGAAGAUGUAGACAGUUCUGAAGACCCUGACUACUUAGUUCCUGAAGAAGUUGGGGGAAAUUUUAUCACAGCUUCAACUCUAAAAGAGUAUGAUCUCCGCCAACGUCUUCUUCAUUGAGGACUCUUUGUAGGUUUGAACUCAUAAUUCUUACGUAUUUUCUGGGGUUCCAUCUAUUAGUAUUUAAACAGAAAUUCAAAUGAAGAUUACUUGUAAAAAGAACCUCGAAAAAAGCUAGAAAAAAUUGUAUUGUUACCAGUAGUCCUUAAUUACAAGAACAUGAUCCUCCUUUAAAA
Pyrus x bretschneideri (Chinese white pear) is the source of this 1998-nucleotide messenger RNA. RefSeq names its product protein GAMETE EXPRESSED 1. The record is from RefSeq and is a predicted model, not a curated record. Lineage: Eukaryota; Viridiplantae; Streptophyta; Magnoliopsida; Rosales; Rosaceae. The transcript has 6 exons. Bases 41 to 1822 code for a protein of 593 amino acids.